This is a messenger RNA of Diaporthe citri, 843 nucleotides long. RefSeq lists its product as uncharacterized. Gene Ontology annotation, cellular component: cytoplasm; nucleus. NCBI's taxonomy places the organism in Eukaryota, Fungi, Ascomycota, Sordariomycetes, Diaporthales, Diaporthaceae. The record is from RefSeq and is a predicted model, not a curated record. Gene Ontology annotation, biological process: cell division; positive regulation of protein phosphorylation; signal transduction. Bases 1 to 843 code for a protein of 280 amino acids. The transcript is spliced from 3 exons. Gene Ontology annotation, molecular function: protein kinase activator activity.
AUGGACGAGCAGAGCGGCUUGAUGACCGGUGGUUAUGAUGCCCUCGAACAGUAUCAUCUCCCACGGCCCAUGCCUCUAUGGCUCAACCCAAAUUAUGCCAAGCAUAUCGUUAAGGGCAACUUCAUGACCCUGAGUGCCAGGCCAAAGACCGUUGAGCAAGGAGAGUGGAUCGCUCACCAAGUUAUCGAGCACUACCGUAAUCUGUGGAACUUUGUUCGUGUCAUUCAUGAGAAGGAAGAAGAUGGCUCAUCCAUAUGCAAUCCGAACAGUUGCCCUCGCAUGUCUGCAGGCCAGAGCCACUCGUUCACUUGGCUCAACAGUCGCAGAGAGCCCGUGGAGCUUCCUGCUUAUGAGUACAUCACGCUUAUGCAGCGAUGGAUAUCGGGCAAAAUUGACGACACGAGAAUCUUCCCCACUGAGGCUUCUGGAGUCUCCUACGCGCACAACUCAAACAUCACCACCACCCCGUUGUCCCAACUGACGAAUCCAGGGGAACCUGAUUGGGUCGGCAAACGAUCUGGGUUCCCCCAGAACUUCGUGGAGGUCUGCCAGACCAUCUUUCGCCAGAUGUUCCGCGUCUAUUCACACCUGUACUGGGCCCACUUUGUUGAACCAUUCUAUCAUUUGAACCUGGAGAAACAGCUCAACAGCUGUUUCAGCCAUUUCAUCCUGACCGCCACCGCGCUCGAUAUGCUCAAGCCACAUGAGCUUGAGCCCAUGCAGCCGUUGAUUGACCUAUGGGCUGCGAGCGGCACGUUCCCGCCCGAGUCCAAGGCCUACGAAUACGCCAACCUGAGUUCAGGCCAGAAGCUGCUUCAACUCGGCAAUGCCUCCGCGUCCUGA